Molecule: messenger RNA, 3451 nt
Organism: Ornithorhynchus anatinus (platypus)
Lineage: Eukaryota; Metazoa; Chordata; Mammalia; Monotremata; Ornithorhynchidae
Gene: CEBPZ
Product: CCAAT enhancer binding protein zeta
Exons: 16
Coding region: 41-3283 (1080 amino acids)
Cellular component (GO): nucleus
Source: RefSeq, a predicted model, not a curated record
GGAGGAGGGCGGUGAGGAGGGGACGGCGGGCAGAGGCGUCAUGGCGCGCGGCGAGGCCAAGAAGAAGAAGAAGAAGGGACCGCCGCCCUUUGACCCCGCGCGGCCCUGGGGAGCCCGGCCCGAUGAGGACGACGGCGAGGAGGAGGAGGAGGACGACGACGACGACGACGACGGGCGGGGCCGGGGCGGGGGCCGGGAAGGCUUCUGCCUGGAGGAGGUGCUGCGCCUCGGGGGCACCAAGAGCGACUAUGUCAUGCUCGCCGCCCUCAACGAGACCGAAGAACUCGUGGACGGGGGUAAGAAAGGAACGAUCGACGAUUUCCGGCCAGGCGAACUGGAAGCAUUCGUCAAAAGUCUAGGCGUGAGCAAAUAUGCAGAUAGUAUGCUCUUGGAGGAUGAUGAGCAGCCAGCGGAGAAAGACAAACCCAGCAAGCAGAAAGCCAGGCCAUCCUCCCUAGAAGGCAACAGAGGAGGCCCAGCGGAAGUCAGCAAGGCAGAGAUGAGUAAAGUCGGAAAAGGCCAGAAGCCCGCGCAACCGACGGACGAGCCCCGCGGCAGCAAUAAGGCAACGGGGAAGAAAGACAAGGAGCAGGACGUCUUCGAGUUCUGCGCAAGGCAGACCUUGCUGAUCAAACCAGGAGGCAAAUGGUACGAUCUGGAUUACACCGGCGAAUUUUCUGCAGAGCCGCAGGAUCCCGUCGCGGUGUCCAAGUACGGGGUCCUGGCCCAGCGGCUCUACCAGCACGAGACGGAGUUAUUUAAGAGCAAGGCCAGUCUUCAGAAAGGAGGCUCGGCUACCUGGAUGAAAACCAUAGUGUCCUCCGGGACCCUAGGGGACAGAAUGGCAGCCAUGACUCUCCUCAUCCAGGACGGCGCCGUCCACACGCUGCAGUAUGUGGAAAUCCUGGUGAAUCUCAUCAAGAAGAAAGGGAGCAGGCGGCAGAGCCUAAUGGCCUUGGGUACCCUGAAAGAUCUGCUCAUCUCCGACCUCUUGCCGGACCGUCGGAAGCUCAGGACUUUCUCUCAACGUCCCUUCGCCGGGCUCGAGGCGCUGUCCGGCGGCAACCGGGAGACGCGGGAUCGGCGGCUGCUGCUGUGGUAUUUUGAGCAUCGGCUGAAACACCUGGUGGCCGAGUUCGUGCAGGCGUUAGAAACGUUGAGCCACGACUCCCUGGCGGCCACUAAGAUGCGAGCCAUCUCCGUGGCCCACGAGCUGCUGUGCAACAAGCCCGAGGAAGAGAAGGCCUUCCUCGUCCAGCUGGUCAACAAGCUGGGCGACCCUCAGAACAGGAUAGCCACCAGGGCGUCUCACCUCCUGGAGACCUUACUCUUUAAGCAUCCCAACAUGAAAGGAGUGGUGUGCGGUGAGGUGGAGCGGCUUCUCUAUCGCGUGAACGUCAGCCCCAAAGCCCAGUACUACUCGGUUUGCUUCUUAAAUCAAAUGGCCUUCACCCACGAGGAGAGCGACCUGGCCAACAAAUUGAUCACGCUUUACUUUUGCUUCUUUCGGAGCUGCAUCAAGAAGAAAGACAUCGCGUCUAAAAUGUUGAGCGCCCUCUUAACGGGCGUGAAUAGAGCCUACCCUUACGCCCAGACCAGCGACGACAAGGUGAAGGAGCAACUGGACACUCUCUUCAGAGUCCUCCACGUGGUGAAUUUUAAUACAAGUGUCCAGGCCCUGAUGUUACUCUUCCAGGUGAUGGAUUCUCACCAGGCGAUAUCGGACCGGUAUUACGCAGCGUUGUACAAGAAGUUGUUAGAUCCAGGGUUGGCAUUUUGUUCUAAGCAGUCCAUGUUCCUUAAUCUUCUCUACAAGUCGCUAAAAGCUGAUGUGGUGAUACGCCGUGUAAAGGCUUUUGUGAAGAGAUUGCUUCAAGUCACCUGUGGUCAGAUGCCGUCCUUCAUUUGUGGAGCCUUGUAUCUUGUGUCUGAAAUCCUGAAAGUGAAACCAGGUUUACAGACUCAGCUGCAGGAUCACCCGGAACGUGAAGAAGAAGAAAACUUUCAAGAUGUGGCGAACGUUGGCAGCGACGAUGAUGACGAUGGCAUAGAAAAGUUCACAGAUGCCGAUAAAGAACCGGAAGAAGCUGAGACGAAGGCGGAAAGUCACACUGAGGCAGGCGGCACAGAAUCUGCUUCCUGGGUGCAUCUGGAGAAUCUGAAAGGUAGAAAAGAAGUAAGUAGCUAUGAUCCACUGAGUAGAAAUCCCUUGUUCUGUGGAGCUGAUCACACCAGUCUCUGGGAACUCAAAAAGCUUUCUGAACACUUUCAUCCAUCUGUGGCCCUCUUUGCAAAAACAAUCCUACAGGGGGAUUAUAUUCAGUAUUCGGGGGACCCUCUGCAAGACUUCACCCUAAUGAGAUUCCUGGAUCGAUUUGUGUAUCGAAAUCCUAAGCAACAUAAAGGCAAAGAGAACACCAGCAGUGCUAUAAUGCAGCCAAAGAAGAAACAAUUUAUGACUGAUAAGCAUAGUCUUGCUGUGAACAGUAAGGAAUUCCUUGCCAAGGAAGAAAACCAAAUUCCAGUGGAUGAAGUGUUUUUCCACAGGUACUUUAAGAAGGCUGCCAAAGAAAAACGAAAACGUCCCACGGAUGACGAAAGCGUGGAAGAUGUCGAUGACGACGAAUUUGAAAGGAUGCUUGACUCAGUCGAAGACGAUAAUUUUAACACUUGCAAGAAUGACCUUGAUUUCGCGAGUCACGUGAAGAAGAAACCCAAGAGGGGCAAGAAAAACAAAGGCCAGGAAUCCGACUCGGAAGAGAGCGACGACGACGACGACGACUUGAACGAGUUGGACGACGAAGAGGUCUCCUUGGGCAGUAUGGACGAAGAUUUUGGGGAUGAAGUUGACGAAGACGGGGGCACAUUCAUGGACGUGCUAGACGAUGAAAAUUCUUCAGGUGACGAAGGUGAGAUCGGCCCAGACCUCAAGGUCGGCGUGAAAAAUGGCAAGAGGAAAAACCCAGAUAUUGACUUUGCUGGAUCUUUUCGAGGCCCAAAGAAGAGAAAGAGGAGAGACGUCAAAAACAGCGCGCUGUUUGUGGCUGCUGAAGAGUUUGGCCACUUGCUGGAUGAAAACAUCGGGUCCCAAUUUGACAACAUCGGUCUGAACGCCCUGGCUAACAAAGAUCGUGCACAUAUCAAACAGCUUCGCUGGGAAGCAGAGCGAGACGACUGGCUUCACGACAGGGAUGUGAAGAGCAUCCUCAAGAAGAAGAAGAAGAAGAAGUUCAAACCACAGGGCCUGAAAAACAGACAGAGGGGCAGAAAACAAAGAAAAUGAAAUGCCUCUUUUAAAAAGGGGAAUCAUCGCAGACUUUGAAAGUUGCCUACUCACUACUAGUUUUUGUCGUUCAACCACUUUUCUUCAUCUCUCUCUCUGAUUCCGUGAAUCCCGGACCAUUCGUUGGAUUUGUAGUAAACUAUAACAAGAGAGUUUCUUGUAAAGAAA